AUGGCAUCUCAAGCGGCACCAGCCAAGAGGCAACAAGACCUCCAGGUGCAAUACAGCACUUACAAAAACACGCUGCAGCAGAUUGCUCAGAAAAUAGGUGACGUCGAGCAAGAAGCCGAGGAGCACAAAAAUCGGACCGGACCAGUUUAUUUUGGGCCUCUGAUGUUCCCCCGGCCUGCGUUACAUGCCAGAGAUCUCAUCACACCGCUCGACGCCGCUUUCUCACCGCUCAUCGCUAACCGCGGCGGCAGGCUUGUUCUUGAAACCUUGGAACCGCUUCCGGGUGACCGCAAGUGCUUUCGCAUGAUUAAUGGCGUCCUCGCGGAGAGAACCGUGAAGGAUGUCAUCCCCGCUCUUCGGACCACCGCCGAAGGGCUGAAGAAGGUCCUGGAUGACCUUGUAAAGCAGUACAAGACCAAACAGGAUGAGCUUGACAAAUGGAAGAAGAAGAACAACGUCCAGGUUGUGCAGUCAUGA
Messenger RNA from Chaetomium fimeti, 477 nucleotides. RefSeq lists its product as uncharacterized. Bases 1 to 477 code for a protein of 158 amino acids. Gene Ontology annotation, cellular component: cytoplasm; prefoldin complex. Gene Ontology annotation, molecular function: protein folding chaperone. The record is from RefSeq and is a predicted model, not a curated record. The transcript is spliced from 4 exons. Gene Ontology annotation, biological process: protein folding. Lineage: Eukaryota; Fungi; Ascomycota; Sordariomycetes; Sordariales; Chaetomiaceae.